ACAAGAAAGGAAAGGAAAGAAUCUCUUUUUAUUUCCCAUCUUUUCAGUUAGAUCCCAGCGUAUGUGGAUUAGACUGACAAAUAAAUAACCAGACAAACAGGGCAGCUGUUAACAGAAAUCAGUGGAAGCAGUUACAAUGUCUGUUUAUGGCCAGAAUCACUUUACUUGGAAUGGUACUCUGAGAGAUCUGCAUGGCAGCUAUACAGGCUUCUGCACAGAGGCAAAUGUUUGUUCUGCGGUAUCUAAGGGAUACAUCUCUGGCCUCUUGUGGCUUUAUGAGGACUGGCAUAGCAAAGAUACCCAAGAUGUUGCCAUAGCAAUCCGUCAUGCACUCCUGUGCUGCCUCCUUAAGGCCACUGAUAGCACUGCAGGCAGGCAGGCUUUUCUAUCCCAGGGAGGUAUCAGACUCCUAUAUCAAACUGCACAGACAUGUUUAUUAAGCAAAAAUCUGGAGUGUUUGGUGGAGCCAUCCGUGCAGCUGAUGAGGAAGUGUCUUCCUAGAAUUCCUCUACCAGUCACAUCAGAUCAGUCCGCAUAUAGCUUUCUGCUGCCUGGUACACCUGCUUUCCCGGAUGUUAGUGAGACACCAGAUGAGAGCAGUGAUGAGAGUGAUGCUGAAGCUGAAGAUAACCAUGAGGCCAACAACAGAGACUAUGAUGAUGACUUGGAGACUGACCUGAACAAACUUCGUCUUCCUCCUGACCCUGACAGACCUAAAGAGCUGCUUACACAGUACAGCUGCUUUUGUCCUGAACUGUCACAUGAUUUCCAGGAGCUGGAUCUGAGUUCAGAGACAGGGGAUAGUUCAACAGCAUCAUCAUCAGAUGAUGAUGAGGUAGUGCUGCUUGACAAGGACAGGGCAAAGACUACUGCAGGUCGAGAUUCCUCCACCUCCUCUGAUGGUUCUUACUCAGAGAUGGAAAUAUCCAGAAGAGACAUGCCAGCUGCUGCCCAUUUAGAAGCGUGUGAUUUCCACAAUCACAGCAGCAUCCUGGGCACAAGCCCUGGGUUCAGGACCAUGGUUAGGGGGGCAAUGGGAGAAGCCUCCCCAUGUCAGAGAGAAGAUGAGCAAGAUAAUGAAGGAGAUGGAACAGAAGAAUUUUAUCAUCAUACCAUAAUAGACAGGUUACUGGAGCGGCACGGAGCUGGUAUUCCCCACCAUGAUCCCAAGCUGUAUUGUGCCCUAGCUUCCAAAACCAAAUCCAUUCCAGAGUUUAGCAUCCUGGCCUUUCCUGAUUUCUGGGGUCAUCUUCCACCACCAGGACAUCAACCCAUGGCCCCACGCAAACCCAACAUACAGAGACAGAAAGUGUUUGAAGAUAUUCAGCGUUUUCUGAAAACUGAUGACAUCAUUAACCAUGUUGUCUUUGACCUCGAAGAUAGCAAUCUUCAGUUUCAGUCUGAUUCUUUGAGGUUUUUUUCCAAGUUUGAAUCUGGGAAUCUGAGAAAGGCUGUUCAGGUCCGCAGAUAUGAAUAUGACCUCAUAUUGAAUCCAGAUGUUAACUCUUCCCAGCAUACCCAGUGGUUUUACUUUGAAGUUAGUAACAUGACAGCUGAUGUCCCAUACCGUUUUAAUGUCAUCAACUGUGAGAAGAGCAACAGCCAGUUCAACUAUGGAAUGCAGCCGGUCCUGUACUCAGUAAAAGAAGCCCUGGAAGGUAGACCACACUGGAUCCGAACUGGAACGGAAAUUUGUUAUUUCAGAAACAACUUUUGUCCAGCACAGGGCAGAAGGAGAACUACCUUUUACACCCUGACCUUUACCAUCACCUUCAAACACAGUGAGGAUGUCUGCUACCUGGCCUACCAUUAUCCCUACACAUACUCUGUUCUGAUGGCUCACUUGAAAAUACUGCAGAAAUCAGUGGAUCCGGCCAAGGUGUUUUUCAAGCAGCAGACUCUUUGUAGCACUUUGGCUGGAAACUCCUGUCCAAUAGUUACCAUCACUGCCUGUCCAGUCAGCAGAAGGUGGAAAGACCUGCACCAGUUGCGUAAUCGCCCCUAUAUUGUACUGACCAGCCGUGUGCAUCCUGGUGAGUCCAAUGCCAGCUGGGUGAUGAAGGGCACCUUGGAGUUUCUGUGCAGCAAUGACCUGCUGGCCCAGAGUCUCAGGGAGGCCUUCGUCUUUAAGGUCAUCCCCAUGCUCAACCCAGAUGGAGUCAUCAAUGGCACAAAUCGCUGUGACCUGAACAGCAAAGAUCUGAAUCGUCAGUGGAGUAAACCAGACCCUCUUCUGAGUCCAACCAUCUACCACACCAAAGGCUUUCUCUACUACCUCAACAUUAUAGGACGGACUCCAGUGGUUUUCUGUGACUACCAUGGGCACUCUAGAAAAAAGAAUGUGUUCCUGUACGGCUGCAGCAUUAAGGAGACUCUCUGGCAAUCUGGCUCUGCAGUUGACACUGUAGGAUUGAAAGAGGAUCCUGGAUAUAGGACCAUUCCAAAGACCUUGGAUCGUAUCGCACCGACCUUUUCUUUCAACAGCUGCAACUUUUUGGUAGAGAAGUCUCGCUCUGCUACAGCCAGAGUGGUUGUCUGGAGGGAAAUGGGAGUUCUGAGAAGUUAUACUAUGGAGAAUACUUACAAUGGCUGCAACCAGGGAAUAUACAAGGGGCUGCAGACAGGAACCCAGGAGCACCAGGAAAUGGGGUUGAAGUUCUGCCACAGUCUGUUGUCUGUAACCAAAGACACAAGGAUUCUAUACAGCAGGAAACUCAUCAACCAUAUUGACCUGGAUCACAACAUGCUGGACCACAAGUCUCACAACUGUUUUGAAGAUGAUGAGCCUCCGUGUGCUGAGGAGAUCGAGUACUCUGGUGGCUGUCCCACACUUAAAGGCAGUGAUUUGGAUUCAGACAUUGACAGCAGCAUGGCCCGUGUUGAUGAUGAUGAUGAGGAUGACAAAGAGCACAGUGCUCAAAAACAUCAGCAAGACAGCAUCAGUCAGUCUCAGCAGUCAAGCAUAAAGAACCAACUGUUUCCUCCACAAACCUGGCAGCCAUCCGUUGAUACACCUAGUGAGAGAAGAGACUUGCGUAAUGGUUUGAGCAUUGCAAAAUGAUAAAUCACAAGUUAAAAGUUUGUUUUUAAUAAUUGAAUUUCUUAAUGAUAGUAACGAGAGCAUCAGCUAAUAUGAGCUGUAGUCCUUUAAACACAGCAGACUGUUCUGGAUGUAAUUCAAAACCAGCUUAACUAGAAUGUAUUACUAAAGACUGAAAAUACCAGGCAUGUGAUCAAUGAUGAUCAAUACUUCAUAACAGACUUUAACAUAAACAUGUACAGGUCCUUCCCAAAAAAUUAGCAUAUUGUGAUAAAGUUCAUUAUUUUCUGCAAUGUACUGAUAAACAUCAGACUGUCAUAUAUUUUAGAUCCAUGACACACAACUGAAGUAGUUCAAGCCUUUCAUUGUUUUAAUAUUGAUGAUUU
Messenger RNA from Oreochromis aureus, 3426 nucleotides. RefSeq names its product cytosolic carboxypeptidase 4. The transcript is spliced from 21 exons. The coding region runs from base 137 to 3061 and encodes 974 amino acids. Gene Ontology annotation, molecular function: metallocarboxypeptidase activity; zinc ion binding. NCBI's taxonomy places the organism in Eukaryota, Metazoa, Chordata, Actinopteri, Cichliformes, Cichlidae. The record is from RefSeq and is a predicted model, not a curated record. Gene Ontology annotation, biological process: proteolysis; C-terminal protein deglutamylation; protein side chain deglutamylation.